GCAACGUAAAGAUCUGUUUCAGACGAUGGGAAACGCUCUGUAAGCACACCGGGCAUCAACCGUCUGCUGCCAUGACAACAAGCCACUGCAACCAGUUGCCCGAGGUGUUGUCGGACCAUUCAGGAUCCACCCCCUUGGGAAGCUCCAGUGGAAGUGAGUCUGUUCCAAUGGGGAGCCUGGACUGCUCUGAUCCCGCCCUACCAGGAAAAGCAAUGGACUCUGAUUUAAAUCCAGCCAAUGGAGAACCACGGUACUAUGUGCAGGUGCCAGCCAAGGAUGGACAGCUUCUGUCCAAUGUAACAUUCACCAAACAGAGCCCUCUGGUAGAACGGCCCAUAUGUAGAAUCUGUCAUGAUGGAGGGGGUCAGGAGGAGCUGUUGUCCCCAUGUGAGUGCACAGGGACACUGGGUACAAUCCACCGCAGCUGCUUGGAGCACUGGCUCUCGGCCUCCAGCACCAGCUACUGUGAGCUCUGCCACUUCCAGUUCAGCGUUCAGCGCAAGGCACGGCCCCUCCUGGAGUGGGUGCGCAAUCCUGGUCUGCGUCGAGAGAAGAGAACUCUCUUCGGAGACAUGGUGUGCUUUCUCCUCAUCACGCCAUUGGCCACCAUCUCAGGUUGGCUGUGUUUGCGAGGAGCUGUCGACCACCUUCAGUUCUCCAGCCGACUAGAAGCAGUGGGCUUGAUCGCCCUCACGGUGGCUUUAUUCACUAUUUACCUCUUCUGGACACUGGUGUCUCUCAGGUAUCACUGCCGGCUCUAUAAUGAAUGGCGACAGACCAAUCAGAGGGUGGUGCUCCUGCUUCCUAAGUCACACAGUGAAUCAUUGACCAACCCAUCCCUGCCAGGGCUUCCACGCGUGAAACGACCCUCCAAAGAGACCAUAGUCUGAUCACGUGACCUCUCUUUGGUUUAUGUAAACUCCAGAGGAAUGAAGUUAAAGGGAUGGCGCGGCAUGGACGACUGCACUGAGGACAAAGAGUGUCUGGGUUACUGGACCAUAGUGAGGGGUCCAGUUCUACUUGUGCAGAGCCUCACUAAAGCAGAUGGGAUGCGUGUUGACUCUAAAAUGACUACUGAGAAACUGGAGCUAC
Molecule: messenger RNA, 1092 nt
Organism: Chanos chanos (milkfish)
Lineage: Eukaryota; Metazoa; Chordata; Actinopteri; Gonorynchiformes; Chanidae
Product: E3 ubiquitin-protein ligase MARCH3-like
Exons: 5
Coding region: 72-890 (272 amino acids)
Biological process (GO): protein ubiquitination
Molecular function (GO): ubiquitin-protein transferase activity; zinc ion binding
Source: RefSeq, a predicted model, not a curated record